CGCUAACAACCAUACAAUAAUUACUAAGCAUAUAUGUACACCAACCCUACGAUCUUUAAGCCUUUGAUUCUUCUUGUCCUCUCUCCCCCUUCCCAUGUUUUAAAAAACUCCAUUAAUCCCACCUCAUAUCUUCAGAUCAAUGAAUCUCACCUACUAAUCUCUCUCCCUCUCAUUUACAUCAAAAAAAAAUUAUUUCUUUUACCCAAGUAAUGUUAUAAAUGCAGGCCAGCAAUAUCAACAACUCUCUCAUCAACAAAGCUCUCAUCUUCUGAAACUCUGCAAAAAGCCUCCUUUCUUUCUUCUUCAUCCUCUUCCACCAUGCCUGCAAAUCACUUCGUCUACCAAACACAGCAAGCUUGGAUUUGGGAUACAACUAUGGAGUCCUACCAUCGCCAUCAAAACCUGCACCUUGGCGAAGAAAUCAUGAACUGUGAGAAAGAGCCUAUGUUUGAGAAGCCAUUAACGCCGAGCGACGUUGGGAAGCUGAACAGGCUGGUGAUUCCUAAACAGUAUGCAGAGAAGUAUUUCCCACUGGAUGCAGAAGCAGGGGAGAAGGGUCUUUUACUGAGUUUUGAGGACGAGAAUGGGAAACUCUGGAGGUUUCGUUACUCUUACUGGACGAGCAGUCAGAGCUAUGUGCUGACUAAAGGCUGGAGUAGAUUUGUGAAAGAGAAGCAACUUGAUGCAGGUGAUAUCGUUAUCUUCCUCCGCCGCCGUGGAAAUGGUGACCGGCUCUUCGUCGGAUGUCGCCGGAGAGGAAGCGGACAGGAUUCCAUUACGGCGGCCUCGGCGGCGCAGUCGCCGGCGAUGCAGUGGAACCACCAAAGUCCAAGCAUGCCUUCUUCUUCUUACUUGUAUCUCAACUCGAUUCCAGAAGAGGAGCAGAGUUCAGAGGCGACCGUAGCGAGCACGGGGAAUUCGAAGAAACUGAGACUUUUUGGAGUGAAUUUGGAAUGCGGGCAUUUGAUUUCUGGUUCUCAGGUGAUGAACAGAAAUGCAUCCGGCCAUCAUCUAUAGUAAAAGGAAUUCCAAAAUGGGUGGAAGAAAAUCAGAAGCCAUGUUCCGAUAAUCCCACCAACCAAUCCCCACCUCUUACAAGUGACGCUUUGAUUGACUUGUGAGGGAACUAGUGAGGGAGAUUGAGAAGAAUUUGAUAUGACAGAGAGAAAGAGUAUGGGAAAGGAAGAGAGAGAGAGAGAGAGAGAGAGAUCCCUGGUUUUCAGGGUAAUCUGCAGUGGACUUUUUUUUUUUUUUGGGUGGAGGAAAUCAAGUGUACGGUCAUGUCUGGUGGGAUUGGGUGGGUAUGGGAUGUCACAGAGUGAAAUCUCAGGAAACAUCAGGUUGAAAAGGGUAAUGCGGAGUGGGAGAGAUAUGGGCGUGGCCCGCGCACAGUUCAGGCUUCGGACCUUCCCUCUCCAUGCCUCCCCUGUAGCUACUGUAAUUUCUUUUCUCCUUUAAUGGAACAAAGAUGGAAUCUACUGUUUA
This is a messenger RNA of Phalaenopsis equestris, 1485 nucleotides long. Its product is annotated as B3 domain-containing protein Os11g0156000-like. The transcript is spliced from 3 exons. NCBI's taxonomy places the organism in Eukaryota, Viridiplantae, Streptophyta, Magnoliopsida, Asparagales, Orchidaceae. The coding region runs from base 319 to 1017 and encodes 232 amino acids. Gene Ontology annotation, molecular function: DNA-binding transcription factor activity; DNA binding. The record is from RefSeq and is a predicted model, not a curated record.